GCACCAAAAUUUGGACUAGGGUACUAAAUUAGCACCUAAAAAGUACUAAAUUUUUGACCUAGUGCGAACUCGAUUUUCGCUGGUGGGGUGUCCAGCUUAAUAGAGGUUAUUAUUAGCUACUAUAAAUUAUGGCUUUUAUCUCCGUUAUUAAGUGACGAAUUCUAACUAUUGCUUAUGGAAUCAUUUGUUUAGUAGCCCGCCAUUAUAUAGUUAUCCUGCCAUUAUAUAAUGCCGUUAAUAUGCCAAUAUACAACAACCGACAAUUAUUAUAUAGCAUUUUUCAGCAUUACGAAAUUUUUUUAAGGUACGUUAACAUUUGUAACAUUUAAUUACACAUACUUUUUUAUUGUUUUUAAACUUGAGCGUAUUAUUAUACGAUUGUUUGUAUACUCGUGUUUGUGUUUUUUUGUCUGCUAUUUAUUUUUUUAUUUGGCUAUAUGUAUUGGCUAUAUAUACAUUUUGAGUUAUGCAAAAAUAAUCAAACCAUAGCAUUUUAUUAAUAUGGUUGUUUAAGUGAGAUUUUUAUGUUAAAAAAUUUCUGAAUCAAUUAAGGAGUUAUGUUUAGAAAUAUUAGAGAUAUUAUUUUAUCUUUGUUGUUUAAUGUUAAACAAGGAUAAAAUGAUAUCUCUAAAGUUUCUCAACGAAGGAGAAUUUUAAAUAAGGAAAAUUCUAAAUGAUGGAAAGUUAAAAAGAUAUAAUUUUGUACUAAAAUACUGUAUGUUUUUUAAACAAAAUCAAUUUUUUAAAUUUAUUUUUGAUAUAGUUAUAUUAUCACUGUUUUCACUUCCACCCACUAUGCAGUGUUAUUACAUUUUUAUAAAUCACGUCCUAAGUAAUAAUAUUUCAUAACUAUAGGUCUAAAAUUUAUUAAACAACACUUUGAAUAUUAUCACGAAUGUUGUUUUUAAUGCAAAGUAUUGAUUAUUAACAAAGUUAAUGAAUAAAGUGUAAAUGCUAUAUUAUCUUUCUCCACUUCAGUGAUGUAUAGUUAUGAAAAAAAGGAAACAUACUCCUUAAAAUUAAUGAUUUUAAAGUGAUUUACAAUUAUUUCAAUUUAAUAAUAUAUAUUCUUUUAAUAACAUAUUUAAUUUAAUAACAUAUAUUAAAUGUAUUAAAUAAUUAAAUAUAUACGUAAUAUAUUUCUUAAUUAAAUUUUAUUAAAAUUAAUUUGUAGAAUAAGAAUGUUUGAUAUAUUCUACGAAACAAAAGCACGUGUUUUAUUUUGUAAGACGUUUAUCACAGUUCUAUUAUUGUGAAUACAUUUUCCCUGAUGAACACAAAACGAAUAAACCAUGUCUGAUGGCUUCUAUACAAAUUUAUUACUAACUACAGCAUAAGACCACAAGAGUAUAAAUUGCAACCGUAGCGUGGGAACACAACGGGUGUACAUAAACAUGCUUUUUUGUUAACAUGAUAUCUACCUGUUAUAAAAUUUUUUAUUGGUAAAUUUUUUACAUUUGACGUUUGAUGCAGAAACAUAAAACUUGUAGAAAACAUAAAACGAGGGUCACGCGAUGUAUAUAGAAUAUUUAAAACACUUCAGUGCAAAUUCAUCUUCUCGAGAAUAAUUCGCAAUUGGAUUACAUAUGCAUGAGCAAUAUCUCUUUCUAAAUGGAAGGUACCACUUCAUGAAAAAGAACAACUGUCAGUCUGUAGAUAACAUUUGACAUGGAUAAUUUGAAAUAUGUCGGAUAUCAAGGUGUUCGUCGUUGAAGUUGUAACCGCAAAAUGAAAAAAAUAACAUUUUAAAAAUAUAUUUAUUUAUUAUGUGCUUACAUGCGAAUAUUAAGCAUUUAAUAUACAUUUUCUUUUAUUAUUGUUAGAAAAAACGUUUUAAUUGCGGUCUAGUGUUAUGUUGAUUAUAAAUAUGCUAAAAAAUUAUAGUAAAAAGUCAACUAUAUAUCUAAUUACAGUAAAUCGGUGCUUUUUAGAAUUUAUUUAUUCUUUAUUUUUCUUUACACAGAAAAAAUAAUGUAUUAACAGCAUUUAAUGGGAAAUAAUCUUGUUAAUUCCAUACAUCAUAUUCUUGAUUUAAUAGAAAGUAUUUCAUUAAUACUGUUAUUAAAUUAUUAUUAAGUUUAUUUUUAAUUAUAAUGCAUUUAACACUGUCAAUACAUUAAUUUUUUUCAUGAAAAUAAUUUUUGAAUUUUUAUAAUUAACAAAUAAUUUAUACAGAUAUAUUCAUAAUUAAUAAUUUAUUAUUAUUUUUUAAUAUGCUACUUGCUAUGUAUACUCAUUUUAAAUAUUUUGUUCUAAUUGUGGAUUUAUUUACGCGUACUUAUUAUUAUGUAAUAUUUUACAUAAGCUUUAACUUAUUAUUAAUGUUCCUACACGUAGAUUUCCAAUGGGCGAUGAAACUAAAUCGUAUCAUCUUAGAUUUUAUUGGACUUUGGCCUAAAGCCGCACAAAACUCUCGACAGAAGUUACUAUGCAAUUUUCGGGUACUCGUCGUUUUUUUGGCCGUAACGUGCGGCGUUUUGAUUCCUUCCAUACAUUCAUUAAUAAGAAUUUAUGGAGACAUCAUGUUAAUGUUAGACAAUUUACAAUUUACUUUACCAGCUAUAAGCUGUUCGAUAAGAAUCGUGAUUUUUUGGUGGAAGAAGGAAGCUAUCAUACCGAUCAUGAAUAUGAUCUCGGAGGAUUGGAUAAAAUCGAAAAACGUGCAGGACAGAAAUAUUAUGAUUAAACGGGCGCAGACUGCACGCAUUAUUAUUACUUGUGCAUAUUGUAUAAUGGGAGUAGGGUGCUUCUUUAUUAUUAUUCUUCCGAGCUUUGGAAUAUCAUUGAGAUUGACGCCCAAUAUUACUGAUCCUGGCAGACCAAUGCCUUUACAAACGCAUUAUAUUUAUGAUGUAACUAAAAGACCGCAAUACGAACUAACGUUUAUUAGUCAAUCUAUUUACAUUCUUCUCGCUAUCAUGUCUUAUACUGGAAUCGAUAAUUUUCUCGGGCUACUAAUUUUCCAUAUAUGUGGCCAAUUAGAGAUUCUUCACAAUCGUUUAACAUUUUUGGAUAAAUAUGCCAAUUCUUAUGGAAUGCUAAAGAGCUGCAUAAUAAAACACAUGCGUUUACUUAGUGCUAUUGACAUUAUUGAAGAUACAUAUAACAUAACACUUCUAGCAUUAUUUGUAUACUUUGCAAUACUUUUUGCUUUCUAUGGUUUUCGAAUAAUUAAUCUAUUUGAUGAAGAAAAUGAUUUAUCUGUCACUCAUUUGGUAUAUUUUUUAUCCAACGUUUUCAAUCUAUUUAUGCAUAUGUGUAUAUAUUGUGUCCUAGGAGAAAUUUUGAUGGCUCGGUGUAGUGACAUAUAUUAUGCUGCAUAUAAUAGCAAAUGGUACUCCAUGGAUCCAAAAAUUGCAAAGGACUUGUUGCCUCUAUUGAUAAGAGGCGCUAAACCGGUUUAUCUUACCGUUGGAAAAGUAUUUCCUAUGACAAUGGCCACAUUUUGCGGUUUAGUAAAAACAUCAGCUGGUUAUAUAUCCGUUUUACAUACAACGAGAAGUAAAUGAAGAAUAUAAAUCUAAAUAUUUUUUAAUGUUACGCAAUUUUUAAUGGAAUACAUUAAUUAAAGAUUGUAUAAGUGUUUAUAUUUUAAAUGCAAAUAAAAUUAUAAAUUUUAUCAUGAGAUUAUUGAAAUAUAAUUUGGAUUUUAUUUGAGGCACAUAUUUAUGAGUUUAUAUAAGAGUUUAUAUGGACUAAAAUCUAAAUCCAUAAAUCCAUAAAAAUCUCUCCUCUUAUAAAAAUUAAAUUGUUUUAAAAUUAAUUAUUUAUGAUUUAAUCUUUCAAUUCACAUUUUUCUAUAAUAAAUUUAUUAUUUGUAAUAUUAAUUUGAAUAUGAAUACUGGUCAUAAUUUUUAAUGAGCAUUCCAAAACUUGUUAAAAAUUGGAAUAUUAGUGAAGUGUCACUAUUAUCAGUAUGUACUGAUAAAUGUAUUGACGUACGUCAAUAUGUACUAUCAGUAUGUAUUUUCAAAUGUUUUAUAUAGAUACAUGCGUUUGCAAGAUGCAUAUUCCUGUAAUUAAUUCUGUAUCAAUUUGCGUGUCCUGGUCUUCCCUAAGUAAUAAUCAUAAGUAACAAAUUAUGCGUGCGUGGGAAGAUAUUACAUGUUACAUUUUGUAUUUUUGUUCACCUGUUUUUCACAUUUUGUCAAUGACUACUUUAGAUAAGAGGUACUGAGAAGUUGUACGAUUAUUAUGAAUGCUCGUAAUACUGCACAUCGAUAUUAUCAUGUAUUUAAAAAUUUUUUGUUAUGUGCAUGUAACAGAUGUUUUUUAUUGAAUAAUAAUUAGGGCUCGGAAGUUUGUGCGAUAUCUUGUGUCGCGUGCUGAACACCAUUGCGUGCGAGUUAUGUGUGUGACAAUUAUCAAUUCUUGCUGGGAUGCGGCUUAUUGAAUGAAUAGUGAAGUAUGUACACCUUUUGCACGCAACAGCGCGCACCUAGCGUGCGACACAGGAUUUUCACACAAAAUUCCGAGUCUUAAUCAUCAAUUAGUCAAAUUAAACAUUUGUGUGCGGAAAAAUUAUUUGGUAUUCUGUAUUCGGUUUUAAUCUUCUCGUAAGUAUUGCAAUUCGAAGUUAUUUU
Messenger RNA from Solenopsis invicta (red fire ant), 4583 nucleotides. Its product is annotated as odorant receptor 43a. The transcript has 6 exons. The record is from RefSeq and is a predicted model, not a curated record. The coding region runs from base 2214 to 3509 and encodes 431 amino acids. Gene Ontology annotation, biological process: detection of chemical stimulus involved in sensory perception of smell; sensory perception of smell. Gene Ontology annotation, cellular component: plasma membrane. Lineage: Eukaryota; Metazoa; Arthropoda; Insecta; Hymenoptera; Formicidae. Gene Ontology annotation, molecular function: odorant binding; olfactory receptor activity.